UCAUCAAAUUGCUCGCUCAAGCGCAAGCCACUCAAGCCCUCUGCCCUCCUCCUAGAAGCUCAGCACAAAGACCCGGACUGCCAACGAAUGUGCGACGUGCUUCAGCUCCAGCCCGCAGGUGCCUUCCUCCGACAGGCCUACAACCUCCAGCCCCUUCGUCUCCCCUCAAACCCCAUCGCGGUCGUGGGUAGCUGCACAGACAUCGAUGAAGCGCUGCGUCUGGAAGACAACCAGGACGCGGCGGUGACGUUAAAUGAGCCUACUGCCUGCCAGAUAAAGACGUCGAAUCAGGACGAGCCCGAGGAUUUCCUCACGUCUAUUCGUCGCGGACUCGAUGAGCUCAAGGCUGAAGAGGACGACGAAGACAGCGACGACGACAGCGACGAUGAGGGCUAUUACUACCAGGCCAGCAACGAGAACACGUAUUACAGUCCGGAUCAAAAGCUUCCGGGUGGUUUCUUGCUAGACGACGCGCUCGACCUGUCGGACACGUCGACAGCCUCGUCGUCACUCGUCCCGUGGGCCCAACAAGAGUCCGACGACGAGAGCGACAUGGAAGAGCUCAUCUUCCAACUCGACAUGUGAAAAGAAAUACCAAGAACUGUAGUGUAGAUACCAGAUCGUAACACUAUUUAUUUAAAACAAAGUGGCGAUGCCGAUUGAACACAAAACUUGACCGCUCCAUUCGCAUACGACCGUG
This is a messenger RNA of Phytophthora nicotianae INRA-310, 700 nucleotides long. RefSeq lists its product as hypothetical. Lineage: Eukaryota; Oomycota; Peronosporomycetes; Peronosporales; Peronosporaceae. The record is from RefSeq and is a predicted model, not a curated record. The transcript has a single exon. Bases 88 to 585 code for a protein of 165 amino acids.